Molecule: messenger RNA, 522 nt
Organism: Pocillopora meandrina
Lineage: Eukaryota; Metazoa; Cnidaria; Anthozoa; Scleractinia; Pocilloporidae
Source: the annotation of a GenBank genome assembly
AUGGCAAUUACAAUCGCGGAGAAGCAAAUGAUGUAUCCGCCUUCAAAUGUUUCAACAGCCCUCCUAGGAAACAACUUGACCUGCUUCAGAACAACUAAAAAAAUGGACGUCACCCAUACCGCAAAAGAAGCAGUAAUGGCGUACUGCAUCUUCAUGGCAGCUUUGUACCACUAUGGUUUAAUGACGGCUAAGUAUCUAUCCACACUCAUGACUCGAAGGGUUCCCACCAUAGCAAAAAGGCAUAAAAAGAAAGAAAGCACCAUGACAGGCGAGUCCCAAUCACUGCGAUUGAAACAAGCUUCACCGGCGAUCAGCUCCGCGAUUCUGAAUCUAAUGUACAACGACGACGGUGUUACUACCCCACCCCACAGAACGUCAGUCAACGUCAAGCUGCAAAGAUACAGAAACCCUGGGCGGAAUCGAAGUCCACCCCUCAUAAUUGUGACCAGGACCAACCCGUUUGACAGGAAACACCACAGACCUAACAUGGUUGUGGCAAAGGUAAGCACCAAGCUAGAGUAA